GAAAUGUUGCCAGAGGUUUUGGAUGGGCGAAUGCUGAAGAUAUGGACUGACAGAGCAGCUGAAACUGCGCAGCUUGGGUUGGUUUAUGAUUAUACACUGUUGAAACUGUCUGUUGACAGUGUGACAGUCUCAGCAGAUGGAACCCGUGCUCUGGUGGAAGCAACUCUAGAGGAGUCUGCUUGUCUAUCUGAUUUGGUUCAUCCAGAAAACAAUGCCACAGAUGUCAGAACCUACACAACAAGAUACGAAGUCUUCUGGUCCAAGUCAGGGUGGAAAAUCACUGAGGGCUCUGUUCUUGCAUCAUAAUAUGCCAUAUAGCAUUCUUAAGCUUGCAAUAUUCUCUUUGUUUUGUAAAUUUUCUCUCUAAGUUAGUGUUUAUAAAUGAACACAAAAAAAAAGUAACGUUAUUGGCACAUCCUCAUCCUUGAUCUAUUCUAUAACAUGAGUGAUAAAAUAUGAAUUCUUUCGCAA
Camelina sativa (false flax) is the source of this 471-nucleotide messenger RNA. Lineage: Eukaryota; Viridiplantae; Streptophyta; Magnoliopsida; Brassicales; Brassicaceae. The record is from RefSeq and is a predicted model, not a curated record.